AUGGCACAUAAUCGAUUCGAGGGGUCAGAUUUGCCGCAGGUCUACGAAGGAGAUAACUUACCACAGGUUUAUGACAGAGAUAACUUGCCGCAGGUUUAUCAGGGGCAUAGAUUUGAGGAAGGACUUCAAAUAAUUGAACCUGAAUCACCCGGGACCGAAGCAGCAAUAGUCGAUGCCGGGAGUAGGGGAAAAGCGCCAGAACCGUUUUGGACGAGGAAGAAGAUCUGGAUUGCAGUCGGAGUAGCCGCGCUGAUUGUUAUCGGAGUUGUCGUUGGCGUCGCAGUCGGCGUUGUUACCGGUCGAAAAGGGACAAGCAGUAGUGAUGGAUCAAGCAGCCAACCGACAGGAGCUGAAAUGGCUCUGACCGCGACAACAACGACGUUUCCUACUCCAAGUGUGGUGGCGACAACAUGCCACCCAUCAAUAUGCCCAGCAAUCCUGGCCGCAGCGCGAUCUUCCUCCGAUCCGAAAGCCUUCUUCCUCUUCGGCCGCGGUACCGAUAAUGCAAUAUGGUACCGCGAAUCGGACGGCGAAAGAUGGUUGAAGGACUGGGAAUCUUUGGGUGGCAAGUUUGACACAACCAGCGGCUGUGUCGAUCCGUGA
Clonostachys byssicola is the source of this 603-nucleotide messenger RNA. The record is from the annotation of a GenBank genome assembly. Lineage: Eukaryota; Fungi; Ascomycota; Sordariomycetes; Hypocreales; Bionectriaceae.